CACAAGCAUCGUUGUCGUGUCUCCCGUUUCCCCCACCUCUCCAACCGCGGCAAUUGCAGAACCGGAGGAGCUCCGGGUUCCUCCGUUCCGAAAUCCCCCGAAUCCUCCCGAGCUCCCGCCCCGGCCGAUCCAUUGCUCGCCGCGAUGGAGUCUCACCACGCCUCCAGGGGCCGCCGCACCCUGGAGGAGAUCCGGCAGAAGAGGGCGGCCGAGAGGAUGCAGCAGCAGCAAACGCCCGCCGCGACCGCGUCCCACGGCGACCCUCACGGGAACCAAAGAGCCGCGGCAGAGCUCCUUGCUCGAGUUCAACAACUUGAGAAUGGGAACUUGGAAUUGGAGAGGGAAAACCAAAUGCUGAUGUCCAAGUUUGCUGAGAAGGAAGUUGAAAAGGAUUCCCUGGUUAGCCGAUUAAAUGACCUCGAGAAAAAUGUAGUGCCCUCGUUGAAGAAGUCUCUAAAUGACAUCUCACUGGAGAAAGACGCUGCAGUUAUCGCUAAGGAGGAUGCUCUAGCGCAACUCAGGAGCAUGAAGAAGCGGUUGAGAGAGGCAGAAGAGGAACAGUACAGGGCAGAAGAAGACUCUGCAUCCUUGAGAGCGCAGCUCAAUACCCUGCAGCAGCAAGUAAUGAGCAACUCUUACAGUGGAUAUGCAGUGGGAACAUCAAGUGAGCAAACUCUUGCUAUGGAAAAGGAGAUACAGGAUUUACAAGCUCAGCUAAAGCAAGAAUCACUGCUAAGGCAACAGGAGCAGCAGAAACUAGCUGAAGAGUUCCUACUGAGGCAGCAAGAUCAGCAAAGGCUAGCUGAAGAACAAUCCCGUACUACUUCUCUGGAGGUUGAAAAGCGAGAGAUGGAAGAGAAAAUUGCUGUAUUAACAAAGAAAUCUUCAGAAGAGGCUUCUGAAUUUGCUGUACGCAAGGCAUUUUCAAUGCAAGACAGGGAGAAACUUGAAAACCAGUUGCAUGAUAUGGCUUUGAUGGUUGAGAGGUUAGAGGGCAGCCGCCAAAAGCUGCUGAUGGAGAUUGAUUCCCAGUCAUUGGAAAUAGAGAAUCUGUUUGAGGAGAACUCAGUCUUAUCAACUUCAUAUCAAGAAGCUAUGUCUGUUACGAUGCAAUGGGAGAACCAGGUUAAAGAUUGUCUGAAGCAAAAUGAAGAGCUUCGUCUCCACUUAGAGAAGCUUAGAAUUGAGCAAGCUAAGCUGUUGAAAACAAACAAUACUAGAGCCCAGCUAGAUGGCCAAACUGAGACCAGCAUCCCACCAGAACUGGUCACGGAGAAUCUUUCUCUAAAGGAUGAACUUGUCAAAGAACAUAGCAGAUCUGAGGGAUUAUCGGCAGAGAUAAUGAAACUUUCAGCUCAGCUUAGAAAGGCAGUCCAAGCGCAGAAUAACCUGACACGCUUAUAUAGACCUGUAUUAAAAGACAUCGAGGGUAAUCUGAUGAAAAUGAAACAAGAAACUUAUGCAACAAUUCUAUGAUUUUGCCGAGGUAUGAGUGCAAACCUCAGCGAUGACACCACUUGCACCACAAAUUGAUCGGUGUUUUUUUUGCUGUGUUUGCCUACCUUCAUUAGGCAGUUCUUAAUUUGUAGAGUUCAAUCAACAUUGUUGUACAUGUGUGGUACUGAUGUAUUUAUCGUUUAUGCUGAUGUAUUUUGUAAACUGGCUGAAAUGGUGAAAGGAAAAAUCAGUAUACCAAUUGUCA
This is a messenger RNA of Hordeum vulgare subsp. vulgare (domesticated barley), 1702 nucleotides long. RefSeq names its product flagellar attachment zone protein 1. The record is from RefSeq and is a predicted model, not a curated record. NCBI's taxonomy places the organism in Eukaryota, Viridiplantae, Streptophyta, Magnoliopsida, Poales, Poaceae. Bases 145 to 1476 code for a protein of 443 amino acids. The transcript is spliced from 15 exons.